Molecule: messenger RNA, 1176 nt
Organism: Phaeodactylum tricornutum CCAP 1055/1
Lineage: Eukaryota; Bacillariophyta; Bacillariophyceae; Surirellales; Neidiaceae
Exons: 1
Cellular component (GO): endosome; cytoplasm
Molecular function (GO): phosphatidylinositol binding; protein binding
Source: RefSeq, a predicted model, not a curated record
GUUUCGGAUCCUGUACAGCACGCGGAUGGCUUGAACAAAUACACAUCGUACCGGGUUGACGUACGCCCCCCAUCCGCAACUCCCGGCGAGGUUCCGCAGGAUGUGCACCUUAUGAACAACACCUACAGUGCCGUCUUGCGUCGGUAUUCGGACUUUUUGUGGUUGUACGAGCGACUCCACCACGAGCGUGCCGGUGCCAUUGUCCCGCCCGUUCCCGACAAGCAACCAGUGGGCCGCUUCUCUCCAGCCUUUGUGGAAGACCGCCGGGUCCAACUCGAACGCUUUUUACGUCGCGUGGCAACGCAUCCAGAAUUGGCCGACUCCACUUGUUUGGAUACCUUUUUGCGGGCGGACGACGUCAUUUUUCAAGCCGCCAAGCACGCCAAAACUGGAACCGUCCUGGCCAGUCAUUCACAGUCCAUGAUGAUGGUGAUGGCACCCAACGCGGUUUCGCCCAACAAGAAGGACGGUUUGAAGCGAUGGUUCGCCGAGGCCAAAACCUCCAUGACGGGUGAUCUAGUGCGCAGUCCGGAUGAUGAUCUGUUCGAAGAAAUUCAGCGCUACAUACACGGAUUGGACAAUCAAAUGAGAAACGUCUCUCAUCAAGCGUCGGGACUGGUACGCAAGGGUAAAGAAAUUGCCAAUGGAAUGUUUGAGUUCGGACUCGCCUUUAAUCUUCUGGGACAGUCGGAAGCGGAUGCUCUGGGCGAUGCCUUGAGUAAAAUGGGCCAAACGGCGGAUCGUCUUUCCGUCUUGUCGGCCGAACACGCCGAAAAGGAAAUGGCACAGUUCGAAGAGCCGCUUCAGGAUUACAUUAAAACAAUCCACGCUGUCAAACUCGCCCUCCAACGACGCCACGAAAAGCGUCUCACCUACAGUACCUGCUGCAGUGAAGUGGACUCCAAGCAAACGAGUCUGUCAAAAUUACGCGCCCAAAUUGGACAAGAAAGCAAGGCCUACACGACGGAAAUGUCAAUGCGCCGGGCACAGGAAGCAGCCGAAGCCGCGCGGGAAGAUUUUGCCGCUACUUCGCAGCGGGUACUACGGGAAGUGGACCGCUUCAAACGCGAAAAAGCGGAAGACAUGCGGCGGACGGUCUUGGACUACAUUGCUUUACAGGUGGACUACAACAAGCGCAUGGAAGAAGUAUGGGCGAAUCUAAUCCCACAACUAGAA